Messenger RNA from Frankliniella occidentalis (western flower thrips), 2155 nucleotides. RefSeq names its product pyridoxal kinase. Gene Ontology annotation, molecular function: pyridoxal kinase activity. Bases 174 to 1241 code for a protein of 355 amino acids. NCBI's taxonomy places the organism in Eukaryota, Metazoa, Arthropoda, Insecta, Thysanoptera, Thripidae. The transcript has 7 exons. Gene Ontology annotation, biological process: pyridoxal 5'-phosphate salvage. The record is from RefSeq and is a predicted model, not a curated record. Gene Ontology annotation, cellular component: cytosol.
AGCAGACGACAAUCAAUAUUCAUCAUUCCUCGUCAUGCCACCUCUUAUUUCGACAUUCAAUAAUGAUUUAGACUGAAAAAAGGAACAAAUCCAGUACUUUCCAACGAUUUCUCUGGACGAUUUUUAUUUUGAAACCAUUCCAUUACUUUUCAUGGGUGUGUCAAAGGCAGCAAAUGUAUUUAAGUGUUAGAAAUGGCUCGAGACUGCAGAUGUGUAGUGUAAACACAAUACUUUGGCCGAAUGCUGGCGCUUCGUUAGGACUCUUAUCUCAGAGUUGCAGUCAGUCUGGUCUCAACCUUUGUCGUCUUCAGAGACGCCGUAGCAAUAGCAUCACGAUGGGAGACACCAGCCCUCGCGUUCUCUCGAUACAGAGCCAUGUAGUUUCGGGUUAUGUGGGCAACAAAAGUGCCACAUUUCCAUUGCAGGUCUUAGGAUUUGAUGUUGAUGCUGUAAACUCAGUCCAGUUUUCAAAUCAUACUGGGUAUGGCUAUUGGAAAGGACACGUAUUGGCUGAACAAGAAUUGGUUGAGCUAGCGGAGGGACUUGCUCACAAUGGACUUGAUUGUCAUUAUACCCAUUUACUGACUGGUUAUAGUCGUUCGAAGUCUUUCCUGUCGCACAUUGCCAAUAUUGUCUGCGAGCUACGCAAAAAGAAUCCAGGCUUGAUAUAUUUAUGUGAUCCUGUUAUUGGUGACAUUGGCCGUGGUGUAUAUGUUCCAUCAGAUUUAAUUGAAGUGUACCAGAAAACCAUCAUACCAAUAGCUAACGUUGUUACUCCCAAUCAAUUUGAAUUGGAGAUUUUGACUGGUAAACCUGUGAAGUCCGUUGAAGAUGCAUGGGAAGCAACUGCAGUAUUACACAACAUGGGUCCACAAACUGUUGUUAUCUCAUCAUCAGAACUGGGAGAUGAUGAUUCUCUUCUCUGCUUAGCAAGCAUGAUAGUUGAGGGAAAGAGAGAAAGAGCAAUAGUUACUUUCCCGAAGCUAGAGGGCUCCUACACAGGUACUGGUGAUUUAUUCUCUGCACUCUUCCUGGCUUGGAUGUGGCGUUCCCAGCAAAAUUUAAAACAAGCUUUGGAGUUUACUGUCGCCACAAUACAGGCUAUUUUACAGCGUACCAUAGCACUAAAGAAUGGUAAUAAUGAAAAGUCAGUCUACCAAAAUGAGCUAAAGCUUAUUCAAGGUAAGAGUGAUAUUGAGAAUCCAAAAGUAAUUUAUCCUGCUACUCUACUUAAAGAAUGAAGACCCCAUCACACUUUGUGAAUUAUUGGAUAAACAUAUAACCAAUCAACUAUCUCUAAUUAUCAAUAUCAAGUGCUUCAACUAGUUCUUGGUCAGUAUUUUGUUGCGCAUAUCACUGCAUAUAUUUACUAAAUUUCUAUGCUUUACGCUUAAUCAAACAAAAUCGAAGUCUUAAAAGUCAUCUGUACACACUUGGAUUUUAGUCAUUUCUCCCGUGCAUUGGUUUUUCCAAAAAUAACUUGCAUCAGUGAGGGUAUCCUAUAAUUUUAUAUACUACCGUAAAUAUAAGAAAAAUUUGUUGCAAUGACAAUAAUUUAAACUGGAACUUAGUUGUUCAGAGUAACUAAUAAUCAUGAAAUGAAUCUUUUAAAUGGAAUUUAUUGUAUUUUCCUGAGUAUAAGACCCCCUUAGAUAUAAGAUCCCCUUCCACUUUUAAGACCCCAAAUUCAGGAAAUGAAAAAGGGUUUCUUUUUUAGUUUGGUGUCCAUGCUAAGUGUGUUCCCUCUUGGCUUAAACCUUCCCAUAUAAGAACCCUUCCCCCAACCCAUGUUGCUCAGAGACAAAUUUUUAGGCCAAUAAAAGGGGAGUCUCAUAAUUGGGAAAGUACAGAAAUUAUAAUGAUAUCCAUGAUGUUUACUGUCUUGAAUAGUUCUUUAGUUUUGAUUGGUAUUUCAGUUGUGAUAAACAGUAUUGUACGCAUUUUGUUUUUCUGUUAUCUUACAUUUCUCAGAUAUUUCACCAUGUCUUUAUUGGACUGGUCCGACCAAAGAAGUUAAAUCUGUAGGUUUUUGAGAGGAAUCGUUUUUUGACUUGUCUUCCAUUUUAAUCAUAAUGUAUUUUAAAUGAGUGGUAUAAGCCCACAUAAAUGUAUAUCACUGUUAAAAAUAAAGCUACAUUAAAAUUUGUUAUCCUUA